Patiria miniata (bat star) is the source of this 3752-nucleotide messenger RNA. RefSeq lists its product as uncharacterized. The transcript has a single exon. The coding region runs from base 1878 to 2258 and encodes 126 amino acids. The record is from RefSeq and is a predicted model, not a curated record. Lineage: Eukaryota; Metazoa; Echinodermata; Asteroidea; Valvatida; Asterinidae.
CCGCAUACACACACGAGCGCCGCGCCGGCGAUAUCUGCCAACCGCCGUUUGAUCAUCGCGAUUGUAUUUAUUAUAGUAUCGAUCGCGACACCCAACUGCAAGGACUCGUCAUAUGUCACCGACACACGGACGCGGCACAUACACACACCACGCGGUCUCUCAUCUCAUCACACGCCACGUAGUCAGUCAGUUGUACAGAUGCUAUCCGCUGGCGGUACAUGUCUGUGUGAUUGCAGAGCUGCUUGACAGGUGAGCUGGAGCCUGGACGCCUAGAUAGAUGAAGGAAUCUCGGCUGACAUCUCCACCUGCACAUGCAUCGUCCAAGCUCGGUAGGAUGCCGACUCGUGUCCUAUCCGACCUGACCUUUACGAUGAGGUGUAUGUAACUGCGCUUUUGACCCACAUUCAGUAUAUUUACGCCCUUGCCUCGUGAGACGUAUUAUGCGCAAUCGCUGAGACUGCUGAUUAAAAAAAAACGAUCUUAGUCACAUGGACUGAACAACGCAGAGUACUGAGUUCAAAGGACUAUAGGUUUUGCAUAGAGUCGGCCGCGAGGCACACGGGGCACAUCUGAUGCCGCGCACGCUGAUUAUUUUGUAGGACACCGUAAUCCCGCCCAAAUCGCUGGGCAUUCACAGUGUUGCGUGUUUGCGAUCGCACUGAUCCUUGGGGAGGUCGCUUGCCGUCACCCUCUAUCUGAAUGUCAGCGAGCAUCCUCGACACAUGUUUUCGCCGUGCCGUGCGGACUCAACGCCGGUGUAGUGUGCGCUCACAGACUUUCAACAGAGAAAGGCCAGCGCGCUCCGUCUGCCAAUUACACAUCUCGUUUUGGUGGACUAGCCAGCCGUAAACAAGCCAAUUCUCCCGCUUAUUUUCCUGUCCCAUCCCGUAGCAGACAACAACGCCGACGAAUCGUCUAUCAAGCCAGGCGAGCCGUCAUCAGCAAACAUCGCCGUGAAGGAGCAGCGUAUAGACGAAGAACCGCGUACCAAGCCCACAUGACGGCUUUAAUCAUCGCCAAGACGCUCCCCACUUAACGCAGCAGACACGACAAGCAAGUCGUUAUUUUGCUGAUGGAUUUAACUCAUCAGUGAGUUCAGCUCCUUCCUUUUUUUUCUUCCUUGAUUGGAAAAUUCCCGAGGUGCGAAACGGCAGGAUAAGGUUGUUUGGCACGUCAUUUAACUUGGCUUCGCCUUGACCAAUGCAAUCCGGUCUGUAUUGCAUCAGUCCGUCGUAGCGGACACGUGUACCGUUAGUGCUUUUUAUCGCUGAUGGCAAUCGCACGCCCGAUUAGGUUUAUUCCCAAGGUCUCCUUCUGCUUGGAAAAAUGUUUGUGAACUCAGCUAUUUGUCUCCGUGAUAGACGUUAAUCCAGCCAGCAAGAAGUCGUACUUUCAUGCAUUUCAAAUGCGACAGGCGUUCAUCUGCAUUUUGUGAUGCAAAUCCAGUGUCACUCCAAGGAUCAGCAGAUACCGGCGAGUAGCGUAUACAACUACAUGUAUCUCUGCAAGUCUUUCGGUGAGUGUACAAUUUUCGUCGACUGAACUGCACUUUAAAGUUGAUCACACUUAUCUUGGUUAUAUUGCUCUCCUGUGUUUCACAUAACAUCUUUCCGUGAAGUCAUAAGGAAGACGAUAGAGGAUUGUGUAUCUCAUCUCGACGCUACUGGUUUUCAAUACUGAUCAGAAUUGGUAAUGGCGAACAUCAGGUGCGUCUUUUGAAGCAAAAUAAAAAUAAUAUAUCGCCUGAGUUUUAUCUGGAGGGAUGCUUGAUUGGCAGUCUUGCAGUGCAUAAGUCAAGCCCUCGUCUAGUCGAGCCCAUCAACUGCCCAGCCCCCCAUCUCUAGGAUCCAAUUACUGAUCCCCGAUCGCAAUCAAUCAUGGAUGACUUUCUGCGGAGACUGACCCGGGUGCACCGCCGCGACUUGCCGGUGGAGCCCGCGGAGCCGGCGACCGCUCGCUCCCCUUCCUCGCCCAGCCGUCUGUUGGACUACCUCAUCUCCUCCACCACUACCACCACUACCUCCCCGGAUUAUCUUGGUAACUUUACCCUCCCCAACGACACCACCACGGGUUUCCCCGAGAGUACGCUAGAACAGGACGGUCACGUCCGCAGCAACGAAGCCUUCCCCCUGUCGUCUUUCGCAGUCAUCAAGGCCGUCGUCCUGGCCAUUGUGCUGGGCAUCCUGCUCCUCACCAGCUGUCGAGUGGUGGGCAAAAUCGUCUGCAAGAAUUCCUCCAAAGAUCAAGCGGAGCAAUGAUGGGCUUUCAAGAAAAACAAAACUGUAUAUAUAUUUUUUGAAGCUUGUGUAUCGUUUAUUUAUUUCAUGUUGCAAUAUAUCUCUGUGUACAUGUAUAUGCAAUGGUAAAUGGACUGCCGUGUAUGUUAAAGCAAUGACGCAAUGUGCAGACAAACAAACUAUUGGGCUUUAUAAAAAAAAAAAUUAUUUACCAAAUCUUCAAAGAUUGUAUCUCAUGUUUGUAAGAAAAAAACCGGCCAACUCCAGUUAUAGAACAGUCAAGACAAAAAUGAUGAUUUCUUUUAUAUACAGGGUGGCUCCAAAAAAAGUUAACAUAUUUCAGACGCAGAUUUCAGACGCAGAUCGCAAACGUGUUGAGAUUGUUUUGAGACAUUCCUAAAGUAAAAGAUCUAGGUGGUAUUAUGGUGAAAACGGCGUUGAAAAUAAAGCCUGAAUUAAGAAAUGGCGGUCAUAUGCAGAAAAUGGUCAAAAUCAGUUUAUACUCACACGUGUAUGAGACAUGGUCAUUGGUAUUGCAGUUCUUUGUGCACGCAGUGCUAUUGUUUUGACUAUGUCUCAUAGACUUACAUGUGAUGGACAAACUGGCGUUUGACCAUUUCUCUGUCAACGGCAGCCAUUUCUUAAUUUAGACUUAAUUUUAACGCCGUUUACACCAUAUACCACCAAGAUCUUGUAGUUUGGGAAUAUAUUAGAAAGAAUUUCAACAUGUCUUACCAAUUUUAAGACAUCUGCGUCUGAAAAAAAAGCGUCAUCUUUUUUUGGAUCCCCUUGUACAUGUGGAGCUGAGCGUUAUAAGUAAUCACCACUGAAUAAAAAAGUGGCAUCUCUGUCCACGUAUAAUGAACAGUUCUGUUACAACAAGUGGACAGCAAACGACCGAAUGCAAAGUAAUGACUUUGCAGAAAAGCACUCACGAGUGUAUAUCUUUCACUCCAAAUUAUCUCCGUUUCUCCCCCAUAACAUGCGUCAUUGCUAUAACUCGUUGUCCGUUAGAUAAUGAACUGCCACAACAUUGGACUUAAUCACAUCGAUGAAACCAUAUGGGCAAUUCCAUGGUAAUAACUCACGCUACGGGGUCUUCCGUCAAGUUUGUACUGUAAGCCUAUAAAGUCAAAGUAUUAAGGGUGAAUUUUUCUCACAGAAGAUCCCUUGAAUCUAAGUGACUAAACUGCAAAAAGAGGAAAUCAAAUAAAAUUUUGCUGGUUUGGCAAUAACUGUUUUUUAUUGGUAACUCACGUUGAUGGACAUGGAAAAAUUAAGUACCUUGCAUUUGAACGUGUCCUCAUACUGUGAAGUGUUGGAAACAUCUUUUCAGUGCUCUUACAUCAUUAAGGUGUAAGUCAUAUGCUACCAUAACAGUUAUUUUAAAAAGAAAUCAGUCACGAAAUCUUCAGUUACCGUUACGGUAACUCACAGUUUGUCCACCCAACUUUGGUACAAGAUAAAACAAAAAAUACAAUUAUAAUCUCACAAAAAAAUCUUUUGCCAUAAAAU